CAUAUGCAUCAGCAUACCCACAUGGCGUCCCACCUAAUAAAACAUUUAAAUUUAAAUGGAAAUGAAAAUAAUAUGAGAGGAACGUAUCUACACACGCGACGUUUUUUCAUCAGUCCUUGAAGACACGUGGCGCGGGCUUAUUGCUUCGUGGAAUUAGGGCGAUUUGAUUCUUCCUGGUGAUUUCUCUGAAAAUUGGGUGAAGCAAAGGCUAAUCUGCCGUCAAUCGGUUGCAAUAGGAAGAGGUUUGUGUUCUUCCCUGGUUUCCUUCGUUUCCUUUGAUGAUUUUCUUUUUUUGAUGUAUUAUCUUUUUCUGUUUAAGGCGAUUGUUUAUGUGAUUCAAAAGUUUUGUUUCUGAUAUUUGAUUCGAUUGUUGUCUAUCUCUAUGUAUAUGUUCUCUUUGAUUUUAAUUUCGAAUUAGGGUUUCUUAAUAUGUUUAGGUUUUGGAUUUAGGGUUUCGAUUUAGGGAUUCGUUUUAGUUUUUAGGGGUUUUGCUUUAGGGAUUCGAUUUAGAUUUUAGGGGUUUUGAUUUAGGGAUUCGAUUUAGUUUUUAGGGGUUUUGAUUUAGGGAUUCGAUUUAGUUUCUCCCUGAUUUUAGUUUAUGAUUUAAUAAAUAUCUUAAAAUUGUUUCUAAUUCUUCGAAAUAUAUUUGGGGAUGCAGAUUGAUUGUUUUAUGUCGUAUUGCGCUUAUUUGUUGUGAAACUUGAUUGUUUUAUGUUAAACCGAGUUUAACAUUGCACUUGUUUGUUUGUUAUGAGUUUCCUUAGCCACACGUAAAGGAAGCCUCACAUAAAGAUAAAUCACAGAACAAGUAGCAAACAAUCUCCCUGUCAAAGGUAAAGUAUCCGAUGGGCCAAGACUACAGCUACUCUCAGCCUGAUUCCUCAGAUGAGUAUGAUAGAUAUUCGCAGGACACUGAGGAGAGGGAAGUAGAAGCUUUGAUUCGGAUGGAUGAGGCUGAGAGUAACUUACUCAACACUCAGGCGACUCUAUACCCUCCCCAACCUGAGGUUGAAUUCGGAUUCCCCAAGGUAUGUUACUGUGGUGGUCAGCCUAUUCUAUCCUCAAACGAGAACAGAAGGUUCUUCACAUGUGGGAAUGUUGAUGAUGGCGAUAUGCAUAUCCACAAGUGGUGGGAUGCAGCAGUCAUGGAGGAGAUAAGUGAGAUGAACAGACAACGUGAACUGCUGACGGAGAAGGUAGAUAGCAUCACAUUCGCGUGUGACUACGACUCACACAUCCGUAAUGAAACUGAGCAGAAAAUAGCCCAGUUAGAGAAGAUAGUGUUUGAGCAAGGGAAGAGCAGAAAUAAGUUUAGAUAUUAA
Messenger RNA from Camelina sativa (false flax), 1322 nucleotides. The record is from RefSeq and is a predicted model, not a curated record. Lineage: Eukaryota; Viridiplantae; Streptophyta; Magnoliopsida; Brassicales; Brassicaceae.